AUGGAAGCCAAGGCAAUUGUUUCCUAUGGUAGCUUCACUUCUAGCACCUCACAUCGUCCAGUUCUAUGUCCUCAGGAACUUAAUAAGAGGGGUUUCUUUCUAUUGUCUUUUGCAGUGAAUUCUCAGAGAUGUAGCAUCAACAUCAAUCUUAAAAAUUUGAGCUUUUGCCCAAAGGCUUCCCUAAGAGGGAAUUUGGAGGCUACUGGAAUUCCAACUUCAGUUCCAGUAAGAGUGGCACAUGAACUUCUUCAGGCUGGACACAGAUAUUUGGACGUCAGGACUCCUGAAGAGUAUAGUGCUGGACAUGCAGCAGGGGCAAUUAACAUUCCUUAUAUGUACAGAGUUGGAUCAGUUUUCAAGAGUGGUGGCCAAGAUAGAGAAGCAUUUUGGCUUUCAGUGCAGAUCCUACAUGUGGAUAGGAAUAAAUCCAGAAUCAUAAGAAUGACCAUGGGUUGCCAGCUUGGGAAAAGGUCUAUGAUGGCUGCAACUGCUCUUUUAGCUGCUGUAAGCACAUCAUUCUUAAUGGCCGAUUUUAGUUUUCGACUUAGGCUGGCAAGCUUGCAUAAUGGAGCUGUGUUUGCACUUAAGAUGCAAGCCUAUUGUUUAGUGGGAUUUACUGCAGUGACUGACAUUGCUGGUGGAUUUGCUGCUUGGACACAGAAUGGACUUCCAACAGAGAAUUAA
This is a messenger RNA of Dovyalis caffra, 684 nucleotides long. NCBI's taxonomy places the organism in Eukaryota, Viridiplantae, Streptophyta, Magnoliopsida, Malpighiales, Salicaceae. The record is from the annotation of a GenBank genome assembly.